AUGUCGUGCGCCUUUCUCACUUUGACAUGGGGCAAGACUUGUCCAGAUAUUCACUGGCGCUCUCAUAUCGACUACAGGAAAACCCGGAAGCAGCAGAAGGAUCAGGCUUUCGAGCUUGACCGCAGCUUUGCUCUGUCGUUGAUGAGCUUGCCUAUAGCCAUCUCCCGAUCUUGGUUGCAUCGAUCGAUGGCUCACGUGUUGACGAAGGCAAACUCUCGAAUUCGCAAGACGGAUCGAAAUUCCGUUCAGCCACAAAAGCUGUCAUCAUUGCACAUGAGUAACAGCGAGAACGGAGCACGUUGGCUGGAAAAGCACGCGUCGAGCCGAUGGAUCGUCGCUCGCAAAGGCGCCCCGCCGUUCGUUUUGCAACCGAUCUAA
Pseudozyma hubeiensis SY62 is the source of this 378-nucleotide messenger RNA. RefSeq lists its product as hypothetical. Lineage: Eukaryota; Fungi; Basidiomycota; Ustilaginomycetes; Ustilaginales; Ustilaginaceae. The record is from RefSeq and is a predicted model, not a curated record. The transcript has 2 exons. Bases 1 to 378 code for a protein of 125 amino acids.